Molecule: messenger RNA, 333 nt
Organism: Knipowitschia caucasica
Lineage: Eukaryota; Metazoa; Chordata; Actinopteri; Gobiiformes; Gobiidae
Source: the annotation of a GenBank genome assembly
AUGAUGUACCAGUAUUUUGUGAAGAUAGUUCCCACUGUCUACGUUAAAACCGAUGGAGAGGUGGUCAAAACAAACCAGUUCUCAGUCACUCGUCAUGAAAAAGUUGCUAACGGUCUGAUUGGGGACCAGGGGCUCCCAGGGGUCUUUGUCUUAUAUGAACUAUCUCCAAUGAUGGUCAAAUUCACAGAGAAACACAGGUCGUUGACACACUUCCUAACAGGAGUGUGUGCUAUCAUCGGAGGAGUCUUCACAGUGGCCGGCCUCAUCGACUCGCUCAUCUACCACUCGGCGCGAGUCAUACAGAAGAAGAUCGAGCUGGGCAAGGCAUCGUAG